Molecule: messenger RNA, 765 nt
Organism: Magallana angulata
Lineage: Eukaryota; Metazoa; Mollusca; Bivalvia; Ostreida; Ostreidae
Exons: 3
Coding region: 1-705 (234 amino acids)
Molecular function (GO): protein binding
Source: RefSeq, a predicted model, not a curated record
AUGACAAAGAAAGGAACAAGAGUGUACAUAGGCGGCAUCGUCGAAGGCAAACAAAUCGUCUGGACGGCCAUGUAUGACCAAACGGCCACUUGGGCAAGUGCUACUGGUCACCUAGUCGUGAUGAUGAAGAGAGGGUUCAUACUAUUAUGUUCGUACUUUCAGGCAUUGAAGACGUACUUGGUUGUCUGCCUUACUCUCUUGCAUAUAUCAUCAGCCGAGAACGACACCGGUCCUUUUGUAAAAAGUCUCACAAGCAAUUGUCGGGAAAUAGGAUGGGAACCAACUUGCGAAAGAAAAGCUAGGAAUAGCAUUACUGUUGCUUUUCACGUUAAACUAAAGAAGACGAUCACAGGUCUUUCACAAAAUCAGAUAAUUAAGUAUGACGAUGUAAUCACAAACAUUGGUGAGGGAUAUGAUCCAACCACUGGUAAAUUCACGGCCCCCGUGGACGGGGUAUAUUCCUUUACUUGGACCUAUAUGACAAGGAAAGGAACAAAGGCGUACAUUGGUGGAGUAAUUGAUGACAAACAAAUCGUCUGGACGGCCAUUUAUGACCAGACUGCCAUUUUGGCGACUACUCCUGGACACCUGGUAGUAAGGAUGAAGAAGGGCAGUCAAUUUUGGACACCCAAUGCUUCAAAAUAUGUAACUAACAUAGAAGGCUACUUCACUUAUUUGAGCGGAUACAAAAUUUCGGACAAAUGAUUUUACUUCUUAAAUAAAGAAGAUUGCUUUGUUACUAUAUUAAGUAUGCACGAAAUGGAC